AUGGAGCCCGCCAGUAAAGGCCCCAAGGCCUGCACGACAUGCGCAAAGGCCAAGGCCCGGUGCAUUCCCGGCCCGGACAAGGACAGCAAGUGUGAAAGAUGCCAGAGGUUAAAGAGAGAAUGUGUCUCACAGCGGCCUGCUCCGCCGCGGGCCAAGAAGCCGCCCAAGAGGUCUCGCGUUGCCGAGCUGGAGAAGAGGCUGGAUGAGCUGUCAUCUCAGUUUGUCGACGGGGCUGCCGCUGCUGCCGCCAUAAAUACCAGAUCAAGCCAGCAGUCAGGGGACUCACCGUCGAUAUCAGUCUCAUCAGGCAACCACCCAUCAGCCACCGAACGCCCUGGACAGCAUCAACAGCAGCAGCAACAACAGCAACAGCAACAGCAACAGCAACGGCAACGGCAGCAACGACGACAGAAAAACAAGUGCGAUAGCAUCGUCACCUUUGAGUACCUGUUCCCGUCACCGCGGUCAGAGAGCGCCGAAGUCUCGGGAUGGACCUCGGAAGUCGGCAGCAACGACUGCGUUAUGGCGGCGACCGAGAUAUGGCCCACAGAAGCCGAGGCCGAGACCCUGCUGCUGCAGUACCAUGCGAGCCAUGCGCGCCUGGCCCCCUUUGUGAUUGUGCCCAAGCAUCUCAUGGCGGCGGAUCUGCGUCGACACAGACCGUUCCUGUGGAGGGUGGUGAUGAUGAUUAGCUGCUUCAUCGACGGACCGAGGCAACACCGCAUGGGCAAGGAGGUGCUGGCCGAACUGGGGAGGAUGUCCGUACUGGACAGCACGAGGAACCUUGAGACGUUGCAGGGACUGUUGCUGACCAUAAGCUGGCUAAAUUUCUGUCUAAAGAGUGCACAGCUUACCAACUUACUCUUCCUCGCAAGGUCCAUGAGUCUAAGCUCGGGCGGCUUUGGAAUCUCAUGCGGCGCCGGUGGCAACAGCAAUAAAGACGAGGUCAAAUGGGGCGAGUUGGAACACGCACGAGCAUACCUAGGGACAUAUUAUCUCAACGCCAUCGUCUUCAACACGAAUAAAAAGGUGGAUGCCUUUAUGAAUACUUCACAACUCGACAACUAUUGCAACCUCCUCACGUCACCGGGAGAGUAUCAUUCCGACUUAUAUCUAGCUAGACUUGUCAAGAUACAGACGCUGUCGCAGUCCAUCUCCAUGGCCAUGCUGGAUCAGCAACCGAUGCAGUUACCCCUGACAAUGGCCCGGCUAACCUAUUCCACAGGCACUCUCCAAUGCCAUCUGGCCAUAUCGGAAGUCCUCCUCGCCGACAUGGCAAUCUCCGAUUCCCACUGCGCCGCCAUCUCCCUCCCGCACAGUGACCGGAUCCACCUCCUCUGGUCCUGUCUCCAUGCUCUGCGCCGCUUCUACGCCGUUGCCUCGGUCAAAAGCUGCGACAUGAUUGAUCAAGUAGAGCGCAGCUUCCUGGGCAUCAACGCGUCGGAUCUUGCCUACGCAAUCAUCACAGGCAUCAAGCUCCUCCUCGUCCGGAUCCCCGACUGGGAUCCUCGGUAUAUUAUUUCCGAGCUAGGAAUCCGGGAAAUGCUCGAUGAGGAAAUUGAGCAUGUCGGCGAGAUUGUGGCGCGGAGAAAGAGUGACCGCUGGCCUGAGGAAGACCCCAUGGAUCGGAUGCAUAAAUUAUUAAUGUAUGGGAGAGAUCUGGUCAACAUGCAGAUACAACAGGUGGCGGCGGAGAUGGAGGGAAGUGAAGUCAACCGUCGUCAUUCUCUUCUACCGUCUUCUACACUGGCAACGGCGAACAAAGGAGAGGGUGGCCAGGGGUGGGCGAUGGCAGGCAUGGAAGAUCUGGACGACGAUUUGUGGCAGAACUUUAUGAAUGACACGGCGUGGAACUUGAACGGGGAGCCGAUGGUGAUGGAUUCUUUUUGAAAUGCAAGGCUGGAGCAGUGUAAUAUGGCGUGGAGUUUGGUUAGGUUGUGUACAAGCAACCAGGUUCAUGGUGUUUCUUUUUUUGCUUCUUCUUCUUCUUCUUUGUUUCACAAGGAUCGAUGGAAAACCUCAGACAGGGUAACUGGAUAUUUGGGAAUGGCGCGCGUCAAAGCUAACAGUCGAGUUUAGCACUCUUGUACGUGUUUAGAACGGUAUGAAGGAUAAGCAACAUGAUAUCAUUCUCUUCUCCCAAUUCACCUUUUUGUGAAAACUUCUAGAUCAUUAUGCUUCCUUUUGUUUUGUUUUUUCAAACGCUUUCAUAGAGAUCACGCACUCUCCUCCUCAACUACCUCCAGAGCCUCAAUCCUGGCCUUUGCCAACCACGCAACGUUCCCCCCAGCAGUCUCCUUCCUCACCGCACUCAACUCAUCUAUAAACGCCGGCACAAACGUGCCCGGCCCGCGAACAUCGUCCCUCACCGCCGCCCUCUCGGCCGCAAUCUCAAACAGCACCAGCCCUGCCAGCGCCGCAACCAGCACGUCGCUCCGAAACGCGGCAACCAUGGCGCUCACCGUCGUCCCCAGCGUGCACCCCGUGCCCGUGACCUGGCUGAGGAACUCGUGCCCGUUGUCUACGCGCAACGUGCGAGAUGCGUCGCUGACAAUGUCCGUCUUGCCGGUGAGGAUGACGACGGCGCCGGUGCGGCGGGCGAGGGCCCGGGCGAGAGUGGCACGCUGCGGGAUAGUCAAGGAGGAAGAGGAGUCGACGCCGCGCUGGGAGACGGAGGAGCCGUAGACGGUCUGGAUUUCGCGCUCGUUGCCUUUGAUGACGGUGAAGUGGCCGGAGGAGAGGAGCGUCUUGACGGCGUUGCGGCGGAUGGCGGUUGCGCCGGCGCCAACGGAUCAUACACA
This is a messenger RNA of Trichoderma atroviride IMI 206040, 2801 nucleotides long. NCBI's taxonomy places the organism in Eukaryota, Fungi, Ascomycota, Sordariomycetes, Hypocreales, Hypocreaceae. The record is from RefSeq and is a predicted model, not a curated record.